AUGGCACUGAAAAACGAGGAGAAUUUGGGAGAGAUGAAAGCUGAAGAGAAAACGAGCUGGGUUUUGAAUGACUUUGGGAUUGGGCGACCGCUUGGGAAAGGACGGUUCGGCAACGUGUAUCUGUGUCGAGAGAACGCGUCGCAUUUCAUCGUCGCUUUAAAGGUUCUCUUUAAAAAGGAGUUGAUUCGACUGAAUGUCGCACAUCAAUUGAGGAGAGAGGUCGAGAUACAGUAUCAUUUGAGACACCCAAACAUUCUGCGUUUGUAUGGAUAUUUCCAUGACAUCGACAAGGGAAAUUGCGGAAACGAGGAGACGGCUAAAUACAUUUAUCAGCUCUCAAGCGCACUCGAGCAUUGUCACGAGCGUCUCGUCAUUCAUCGAGAUGUAAAGCCCGAGAAUGUUCUUAUCGACAAAAAGGGCAAUCUGAAGUUGUCCGAUUUUGGAUGGGCUGUUCAACACGAUGGUCAAUCGAAACGAGGCACAGUUUGCGGCACAUUGGAUUAUUUGCCACCUGAGAUGAUCGCUCAUAAGCCACACACGUACAAGGUGGACAACUGGGCAGUCGGGAUUCUGAUGUAUGAAUGUUUAAUGGGGAAACCACCAUUCGAGGUACAAGGCCAAAAGGACACCAUUGAAAAGAUACGCAAAUGCAAUUUCCAUUUGCCGGCCGAUUUGGACGUCCGAGCGCAGGACUUGUUGAAGAAGUUGAUCGAAUUGAUGCCUGAGAGGAGAGCCGAGUUGAAAGACGUGAUGAAACACGAGUGGAUCAUCGCCAAUUACAUGCCACCACCACUGCUGCCAUUCCCAAAUAAAGCACAG
Messenger RNA from Mesorhabditis belari, 819 nucleotides. NCBI's taxonomy places the organism in Eukaryota, Metazoa, Nematoda, Chromadorea, Rhabditida, Rhabditidae. The record is from the annotation of a GenBank genome assembly.